This is a messenger RNA of Pomacea canaliculata, 3522 nucleotides long. RefSeq lists its product as uncharacterized. The coding region runs from base 271 to 1920 and encodes 549 amino acids. The record is from RefSeq and is a predicted model, not a curated record. The transcript has 11 exons. Lineage: Eukaryota; Metazoa; Mollusca; Gastropoda; Architaenioglossa; Ampullariidae.
UUAUUUGUCCUUUCAGUUUCUAUGCCUCUCUCUCUUUUCGAUCUGUUCUCGCUUCUUAGCUUCUUCACUUAUACUCAGUCUAGUUUCUUUCGCAUCACAACAGGUUAAUGUUUUUACUUACAUCCUAUGUUUGACUCACAAUUAUCGUCCACAUAGAGCUUGCCAACAAGGAAGAAGAUAUCUGCUCGCGUCUCCUGGUUACUCCGCAUCUCAGUCCUCUAAUUCAUGUCUGUCAGCGUACAACAUAGAGUAUGAGUAUCUACUUUCAUCAUGCAGAAAGCAUUGCAGCUGUUCUAUCUAUUACUCCUGUCACCGAAAAUACACUCUUCACAGCAGUGUCCCCUCUUGAAAUUUCUCAACUUUAACACAGACACCCUUUCUGUUCCGGAAAGCAGUUUGGUCAAUCUAACUUUCUGGCUGAACGACUCAGGAUGUAAAAAGUCUGAUGUAGUCUAUAGAGUUGAGGUACAAACCAAACUGAACGUGGGCAGCUGGGAAUAUGAUGGAAGAAUAUUUCAGACAAACCAUUGUACCGAAAUAACAAGCACGUCUGUUGGUUGCCUCAGUGCAGCAGGUCCAGCAAGACUUUACAAGGUACUAAACCGAUCACACGAUGAAAUCGAGUGGACCUGGACAUGGAAAGACUCUGAUGACAUCAAAACCAUGAAAAAGGGACUAAAACUUUAUGUUUUAUAUCCACCCAGAGUCGAAAGCCUGACUGUAAAUGGACAUGAGGCAAAUGGUACUUACCUGUUGAAUGAUGGACAAAAGGUCAACGUUUUCUGCUCGUUUGAGAAAGGGAACCCAGCAUCACGUUUUCACUUGCUGAAUAAAAGUGGAGCUGAAAUGGCCACUCCUUCUACAGACAAAUACAUCAACCAGUCACUUACAGUACAUUGUGAGGAUGACUGGCCAAGAAUCAGUUGUGAAGGGGAGAGGUCAAAACAAAAUCGGUCUGUGUCUUUUCUUGUCAAGUGUCCUCCUCAGUUUGUUAACAGCACUGUGAAAAUUGACAAUUCUUCGUAUGAGCAAACUAUAACACUACACGUAAAGUCUUACUCUUCAGCCACAGGUAAAUGUGUCUUGACAUCAUUGUCUUCACUCAAGAACACUGAAAGACAGGUGAGCUGUGACAUAAGAGGUGAGCCGCCUGAUCUUGUCUUAAGCUUUUACCUUGGCAACGAGAACAGCAGCAUCAAAGAGUGGAUACUAACCUAUCAAAAUGAAGUGGGUUCUGCCAACAUAACAAUAAUCCUUAAUAAAUACUUAGAAGAUGGCACAGAAAAAGACCCGUUGUUUACAGACAAGAAUGGCAAGAUGGGUCCAUUAAUUUUUACCUUCUCCGUUUUGCUGAUUGUUAUUAUCAUCGCUUUAGUCAUUGUUGCUGCUCUUGUGGUAAGGAAAAAGAGAAAGGAAAAUCAGGGCAAUUCAGCAAGCCUUGAAGAAAGAAGUGCUGAUUUAAGAGGCAGCUUUACAGAAGACAUUUCAACUGACAGUCAUCUACAUAAUCACACCUACGUGUCAGCCUCAGCUGUUCGUAACCAAAAGAAAGGGCGAAGUAAAGGUGAAUCUUCUUCAGGACCAGUUGAAGAAACUUAUACUUCUGCGACCGAAGUUCGAGCGAAAAAACGUCUAGAAAAGCUUGAUGAUGUCGAUUGCGAUGCUGACGAUGCUGACGAUGGUGAUGUCUCCGCCUCAGCAGAAAUAAUGGUGGCAGCGCCCACUUCUGGGGUGAAGAAUUCAGAUGGAUUAGUAUAUGGAGACCUAGACUUCUCGAACAAAACAACGUUUAAUAACGUCGCUAAUGAGUCUGUGUCAGAAACAGAGUACGCCGCCAUCAACUUCACCGCCAUGGUCCCCCCACCACGUAAUUACAGACAGAAGAUAGAUAAAAAGGACAAAAGAGAUUAUCGAAACUGAAAUUGGAAAUCAGUAAGUUAACUACAUUGAUCCUACAGGUUUAGAAAAUGUUGUUAAAGCUUCUAUAAGGCAGUGUUAAGAAAGAGUAAUGCAAACUUGAAAAGGGAUUUAAUUAACAAAAAAGUACUUUCACUGUGCUUAAAAAGUUUAAGUAUUUAUGUAGAAAAAUAUACCAUCCCUUGUUAACCAAAUUAUUUGUCUUUAACUUAUAAACAACUCUCUUUAACAGAUCCUUCUCGUUUAGUCUCUGUCACAUAAAAUUGUCUUUCCUUUUAGGACUAGAUGGCCCUAGGUAUGGAGCUUGUCUAUUUGUGGGUUGAAGUAUCCGUGUGCCUUUGUUCAGAAGUUCUCAGAUGUGUGCGCCAUGAAUUCUUGUAGCAUAUUGUGAAAUGUAUGUUUUUUUAUACAUAUGUGUACAUUUAUUCUUAUGAUUAUGAAGAAAAUUGUUUAAUUUUAGCUUCUUUAUAAGCAGAUUAAUUUCUGGCUUUUUUUCGUGAAUUUUCUCUCAGAAAACAUUCUACUGCCUCUAUGGUUAUACUUAGAUCACUUGUGAUUCACAAGGGAAGCUAGCUGUAUAAAAUCAGUCUUCAUAUUAAAGAGAUUGUAUAAUAUUGUAAAUAUUAGUGACUACUGAGUAAACCUCAAACUACACAAACAAUUCUUAAAGACCUAUUUGGCGUUAGGGAAUAAAAUGUUACUCUUUUAGAUUAGUUAAUUAUGCAUCGAUUGCAAUAUACAAAUAGUGUUAAAUAAGAUAAUUGAAGGGAUUCCAAGGAAAAAUAAUCGCGAUUUCUUAGAAAGUUGGCGUAAUGUUUAACAGCAGACAUUAUUGAAAAGAAAGGGAACGGUAUUGACUCAUCUCUAACCUCUCCCCACAAGGAUGAAUUAGAAAAUUUGGUUUUUCCCUUCCCUGCUGCUAAAUAAAGAAACAUUCCAAACUGCUUGUCCAUAGAACGGUUCAGUGAAGUAAACUUCGUUAUCUUAAUUAAUUCUUCAGCUUGUUGGGCUUAAAGGAAGGAUCGGAGAUAGGACUAGAGGAUAUCAAUAAGACCAGUAUUACCACUGCUGUCUUUGUACAUACUGUACUAUCAAACUGUUAGUAAUCGUCUGCGGCUUAUCUUUACUUAUGUAAAUUAUUGCUAUCCCUGAUUUUAUGGUGGAUUAAUUGUAUAUGCCUGAUCACUGUUGAAAUUACUGUAACUAUGUUAACUUUGCUUGUGUUUAAGAUGGGGAAAGAGCAGAAUUUCAGACGAAACUCUUAAAUGUACAUAACAGAAAGUUAAUAGAACUUUAUAUAAAUGUCAAGAUCUUAGCCGCUUUUGUUAGCUCCACACAUCCACACUUUAACUUCAUCCUGGCUUAUAGGUUUACGCCCUUUACUUACUGUGAUAUGAAAGUAAAGGAGGAAGGACAACAUUACUCACGUAGGUUCAUAAUUCUGUGAAGCACUUUAUAUCGAGGACAGUCGUACCAAAGGAAAUAAGAUGCUCAUUUAAUUUGUACAAGGCAUGUUAUUUCUACUUUUGCGUGAAACCUGUUGCAAUUUCUGUAAAAUGGGUUUAAAGAGUGUUGGGUCUGAAUAAAGCAAUGUUUGUUACAAAA